AUGUCCACCUACUUCAUCCUCCGCGACCCGACCAUCUUCCCCUCGCCGACCCGCUUCCUCCCGGACCGGUGGCUGCUCGCGCCGGAGGAGGCGCUGCGGCUGCAACGGUAUCUGGUGCCUGCGUCGAAGGGCACGCUAGGGUGUUUGGGGCAGAACAUCAUCCCCAGCCCUCUAAACACUCCCUCCCUCCCUCCCUCCCCACUUGCGCUGCGUGUCAUCGUCACCGUUACCGUUACCGUUGGCACAACCCCCACUAACAUUACCCGGAUGGUGUAUGGGGUAUGCAGCAUGAACGCAGCCUGGAUGCACCUCGUCCUGGGCACGCUGUUCCGGCGCUACGAGCUGGCGCUCCACGCGACCACGCAGGCGAAUGUGGAGAUGACCCGGGAUAAUUUUAUUGGGCAGACCGCGUUCGGGGCGAAUAAUGUGCAGGUUAGGGUUGUGGGGGUUGUGGGUUGA
Messenger RNA from Aspergillus aculeatinus CBS 121060, 459 nucleotides. RefSeq lists its product as uncharacterized. The transcript has 2 exons. Gene Ontology annotation, molecular function: oxidoreductase activity, acting on paired donors, with incorporation or reduction of molecular oxygen; heme binding; iron ion binding. The record is from RefSeq and is a predicted model, not a curated record. Bases 1 to 459 code for a protein of 152 amino acids. NCBI's taxonomy places the organism in Eukaryota, Fungi, Ascomycota, Eurotiomycetes, Eurotiales, Aspergillaceae.